GGACACGGUACUGAGGACCACUAUGCACGCGCAUCUUUACCUGUCUGUGUUUACCUGCUCACACAGAGGAGGAGGAGGAGGAGGAGGAUGGCGCCAGUGUCAGAUGUGGAGGUGGAGGUGUCGGACAGAGGAGGGAGGAGGAGGAGAAGAGGAGGAGCUCUGUCUCUGGACGACUGUCGCUGUCCGGUGUGUCUGGAGAUCUUCAUGGAGCCAGUGACUCUGCCAUGCACACACACCUUCUGCAAGGCGUGCUUCCUGGAGUCGGUGGAUAAAGCCACGCUGUGCUGUCCGCUGUGCAGGAAGAGAGUUUCGUCGUGGGCUCGUCUGAACAGCAGGAACAACUCUCUGGUGGACCAGCAGCUCUGGGAUCAGAUCCAGACCUGCUUCCCUCUGCAGUGUCAGCGCCGCCUCAACGGGCAGGACGCCGCCGAGGACGAGCCGGGAGUCUCGGUGUGUUUCCGCAGAGUGAGUCAGCCUGGAGAGGUGAAGCAGGAAUAUGAGGACCAGGUCACCAAACUGACGGAGGAGAAGCGAGUUCUGGACGAGGAGGAGAGGAGGGCCAGUGAGGAGUACAUCCAGAGACUGCUGGCUGAGGAGGAGGAGCUGCUGCAGGAAGAGACGAGGAGGCGCCAAGACGAUGAGAGACUGGCCAGACUGCUCAGCAGCCAGCUGAACUCGGCUCCCGUCUCUCAGGAGAUCGUUGUCCCAGCCAAGAAGAAGAAGGUCAGCGGGGGACUGAUGGAGAAGUUUCUGUGUCCUCUUCAAUCCACCGGCGGCUCCAGAGACGUGGGCUUCAUGUCCAACAAGGAGAACAUCCUCCUCUCUCAGGUGAAGCUGCAGGUAGCGCCCCCCAAACUGGAAUACUACGGACAGACGGACAAAUUGCAUCCUCCAUCAGCCUCAGUGAAGGUCCAGGUUCACCCCCCGACCCACCGGAGCCACAUGAUUGGAGACGGAUCGGAUCCUCCGUCAGCUUCAGUGGAGGUCCAGGUUCACCCCCCGACUCACCGGAGUCACAUGACUGGAGACGGAUCGGCCAAGAGGAAGAGCUCGGAGCUGGAGACGUCAGAGGAAGAGGAGGAGACGGUCACCAAACGGGGCUGUCACUCCAUUCCUUCCUCCUCUUCCUCUUCCUCCUCCUGUCUGGAGGUCGGGGGGGCGGCCUUGUUGGGGAUGGCUGAAUUGGAGGCGGAGCUUCUGAGCAGACAGCGGCAGGAGGAGGAGGACCGGCGGCUAGCUUUGCUCCUGCAGAAGGAGCUGGACCAGGAGGAGAAGCAGAGAGCCACCGACAGACGCAGAGGAUCCUCUGACCCGUACCUCCUCCGCCAGAACAGCAGACGGGAGGUGGAGGCUGGCAGCUCCGACACACCCACCAGACCCUCCAGAAGGAUGCCAAAGACCUCCACCCCCUCCUCUGUAAAGGCGUCCUCCUCUGCUUCCUCUGUAAAGACAAAAGAGACCUCCUCCUCCUCUGUAAAGACCUCGUCCUCCACCUCCUCCAGUCCCUGUAACAGAAGCAGGAAACAGGCCACUCUGACCGAGAUGUUCUCCAGCCUGAGCGGCUGAACUCUCUCCUUCUGUGUCCCAGUACAGCUGAGCCUGAAAUGUCCUAAACAGGCCACCAUACGGGGAAUCUCCCUUUUUAAUUUAGGAUACCAAAUGAACUUCCUCUGAUUAGUCCUGAUUGGUAGCAGAGUGAAGGAUAACAGAAGUCUCCAGCAGUAGUUUCUGGUGAGACUGUAAACACUGGAGAUCUUCAGUGACCUGCAGUGAGUUUGACUUUUCUAAGAAAUAAACGUUUCUAAAAACA
Molecule: messenger RNA, 1810 nt
Organism: Anoplopoma fimbria (sablefish)
Lineage: Eukaryota; Metazoa; Chordata; Actinopteri; Perciformes; Anoplopomatidae
Gene: rnf168
Product: ring finger protein 168
Biological process (GO): double-strand break repair; protein ubiquitination
Cellular component (GO): site of double-strand break; nucleus
Molecular function (GO): nucleosome binding; ubiquitin-protein transferase activity; metal ion binding
Source: RefSeq, a predicted model, not a curated record